This is a messenger RNA of Penicillium waksmanii, 678 nucleotides long. RefSeq names its product SGNH/GDSL hydrolase family protein. The record is from RefSeq and is a predicted model, not a curated record. The transcript has 2 exons. Bases 1 to 678 code for a protein of 225 amino acids. Lineage: Eukaryota; Fungi; Ascomycota; Eurotiomycetes; Eurotiales; Aspergillaceae. Gene Ontology annotation, molecular function: phosphatidylcholine lysophospholipase A1 activity.
AUGGAGUCCCCCAGAUCCACCGAUACGCGCUCACAAAAAAGUCGUGCCUCCGACGGUUUAUUGCGUUUAAUGCCCCUGGGUGGAUCUAUCACUCGGGGCGUUGGCUCGUCUCAUGGAGCUGGCUAUAGGAAACCGCUCUUAGAAUUACUCAAAGACCAGGGGAUAAAUUCCUGUAUGGUGGGCUCGCGCAAGGAUGGCUCUAUCCCCAACAACGAGCACGAAGGCUGGCGUGGCUUUCGAAUCGACGAGAUUCAAAAGAAAGCCAAGAAGUCAGUGAAAUUUUUAUCACCAGAUAUCUUGAUGGUCAAUGCCGGCUCCAAUGAUUGUAUCCAGUCCUUCAACACCGCAGAGGCUGGAAGGCGUAUGGGUGAGAUGCUCGAUUAUCUUUGGCUAGCAUGCCCUCAAUCCACGAUCCUGCUUUCUACUCUAAUUCCCAACAUGGACCGACAGGUGGAUUUGGUGGUGAUGGAUUUGAAUGAUCAGUUUCGUGCAUUGGCAGAGAAGAAGAAUAUUGGACAAAAGAAAAUUUUGCUGAUUGACAUGCACUCAUCGGAAGGGCCCGGUGCCCACGAGCUUGUCGACGGUAUACACCCUAAUGACGAGGGAUAUGAGAAAAUGGCCGAAUUAUGGUUUCGUGGCAUACAGGAGACCAUUGAAAAAGGGUUUAUUGAUCGAUAA